Anarrhichthys ocellatus (wolf-eel) is the source of this 7356-nucleotide messenger RNA. It is a transcript of the gene kank1a, whose product is annotated as KN motif and ankyrin repeat domains 1a. Gene Ontology annotation, biological process: negative regulation of actin filament polymerization. The record is from RefSeq and is a predicted model, not a curated record. Gene Ontology annotation, cellular component: cytoplasm; cytoskeleton. Lineage: Eukaryota; Metazoa; Chordata; Actinopteri; Perciformes; Anarhichadidae. Bases 2423 to 6433 code for a protein of 1336 amino acids. The transcript is spliced from 12 exons. Gene Ontology annotation, molecular function: protein binding.
ACGGCUGAGAGAAGCCCAGAGCCACCAGGCUGCUCAUGUUACAGCCUCCCUCUCUGGCUGCUAUUGUCGGGUUACAAUGCGUGUGUGUGUGUGUGUGUGUUUGGUGUCGCGAGCGGCCGCGUCGCGAUUGGCUCGUCCUCCGCCAUGUGAGACGGCGUCGGGUGACGUCUCCCUGUUAAUCCCUCAUUUCUCUCUCUCUGGUUGUACUGGGAGCUGUCCGUGUUGAAAUGCACCCGCACGAUAACUUUGAGACUUUGUAAGACGUGAGGAAGGUGAGUGCCAGUUAUGAUUUUAAGUCCACAGUUGCUGAUACAACUGUUGCAUUGUUUUCAGCAGAUGUCUUUAUUGUGAGAGCUGCACAUUUACCAGCGUCGGCGGGUCAAAUUAAUAUCUUUUCUUUUAUAAUUUGCGUAAUCUGUGACGCUACUAAACGCAGCAUUGUACUCUUACCUCUAUGCAGAAGAUAAACCUCCAGGGAACACAGGAGAGAGGCUUAUAUUCCUAAGAUUAUGAACAUGCAUGUCUUUUCAUGCAGACUUUUACUCACUAUACCAGUUUGUUAAAUGGAAUGAGCCCAAACUUGUGUUUGAGUGAACUGGUUCGAGGGUCUGGGUUUUUUAGGGUUGAGAGGUGUUUGUUGUGUCUACAGCUGCUGCGCUACACAUUCCCAGUAAACAUCCAACCGUUCUUACCUCCAGGCUGGUUGAGGCUCCAAUUUAUACAAAUUAAUAUGUUGUGGCUGAGAAUUAUAAACCACAAGAUGCCUCUUGUUUCAUCCUGUUUCUACCUGCUUGUUAUAAUUCAUAAAGUCUGGUUGAACUGCAACAUGGACUAAAAAUAAAUCUCACACUCUAUUAUUUCAUUGGCACCAGUCGGUAUGACUUCAUGUUUACACCUGUAGGUCCUUAGUCCGGACCAAACUAAAGGUGCGUCAGACCUAAGAUGCAUCCAGUGACCUGUUCGUCACACAAGACGUAAAUCGACUAGAAGUUGGGAAAAGAUCAGCAUUGUAUCCCGAUAUUUAUGUGGCGAUAUUUUAUUGAUUACACUGACGGCACAUAUCGAUCUUUUACUACAUCAACUAUUAAUACUGCAAAUACAAAUUACACUCUUUGGUUUUUCAAUCCAAUCGAUGGUGCUGUGUUUUAUCUGGUGAAGUCAGUGGGAUUGGCAGGAAGUUGGUCCAAACAAGAUGUCUGCUUGACUGACGAACCCAUUUUUGCUGCGACGAAAAUGAUUGAAGUUAGACGAACCGAUAAUAAGAGUAUUGUCUGGCCUCUGGUGAUUCCUCAUCCCUAAUAUUGACGAACUCGGAUGAAGACUGAUGUGUCGCCUUUAAUACUCUGUUGAAAAGCUGCAUUUUAACACACGGCCGACCACGACAACAUCCACAUGUUCUGCUUUGAGCUAAAUGCUAAUGUCAGCAUGCUGAAAGGCUCACAGUGACGAUGCUAAUGCUGUGUACUGGGUUGUGCAGUGGUCAUGUUGUAUCAGAUUUACUGUAAUUGCAAGCUGACGACUGGAGAAGAAAGUCUACGUCUUUGUGGAAGUAAUUAGUUGGAGUUCUUUAAAGCGGUUUCAACACAGGUGGUCCUAAUUUCUUUCUUUCAUUAGGAGGAUGGUAACAUCCGUUCACCGUGAAAUGCAUCAUGAUGCACACUUUAAGCUGUUUUAACAAGUCUUUAUAUUGUGACAUGAAGGCAUGAGACGGACUUUAAAUAUCUUUCCACUGGUCAUGUGACCAGUCCUCCAGUCAGGUGAAGACGACACUCUUUUUAAGCCGUUUCUCAGAGUUGCAGGCCUUUCAUAAAACCCGUCUGUGGCCACAUGCCUUGUGAUUCGGUGUAUAAACAUCUUCCCGAAAGAAGGUAGGGCGUUUCUCAGUAAACUGUUAAACUGCGGCAGUAAAUUACUUCCUGUUGCGGUCGGCGGGGCUUUGUUUACAGUGGAGAUUGGCUCCCCGGUGACGCCAUUGAUCUUAUCUGCUGCGGUUAAAGCCACAUGGGGAGUGUUUUUUUAAUAUACAGGAGGCCGCAUUUCAACAUUAAUUACAGUGAGAAAACGCUUGUGUGUUCUGUAAUCGGCACACAGAUGAUUGUGUGAAUGUGUAAUAAUUUGCUGUUUUAUACUUUUCAUGUGAUUACUUUGGCUUCUUGCUGCUGUUGGUGACGUGGAGGAUGUCCACGGUGCUGUGACGUUUUAAUCCUCCUCCUCCGUGCGGUGGUGAAGUCGUCUUGACAAUGGGCCCCCGCUCCCUCGCUCGGGUUUCAGUUUUCCAUGGCGACGCCGUCCACAGGUUUACCGGCCGAUCCUCGUGUUCCUCGUCUGGUCUGCAGGCUGCAUGGUAACCUGGACUUGAUGCAUGGCAGUUGCAUGACCGCAGUAGGUCUUGUUGUGGGACUGAGAGCACACGGCUGCAGCCAUGGCUCAAACCAUGCACGUGAAUGGCAAUGGCUCAGAAAGAGGACAAAGAUGCCCAAGCACAGAGGACGAGAAGGACUCUGUGGCCCCCUACUAUGUUGAAACUCCCUAUGGUUAUCAGCUAGAUCUGGACUUCCUCAAGUAUGUCGACGACAUUGAGAGGGGCAACACCAUUAAGAAGCUGAGUAUCCAGAGGAAGCCCAAAGUGGCCAAACCCUUGGCGGUGCCUCGGGGCAGCACUGGCGGGGGCAGCACUCGGGCUGAAUGGACCUCCACAGACUCCCUGUCCUCCUCCAACAGCGACGACAAGCAGUCCCCAGUCUUCUUCAACGGCAGGCCCCAGGUCGCUGCGCCGCUGACCCCCUCCCUCUCCAGAGCUACCUGUGAAGCCCCCCUGCAACAAUCCUACUUGAGCAUCACGGAGCAGAAGCUGCUGCUGCCGCCUCCCUCGCCAAGGUUUGCCCCUCGUCACAACCCCCAGGUGGAGAGGACCCUCAUGGAGACGCGUCUUCGCCUCGAACAGGAGCGCCUGCUCAUGCAACCGCACAGCGAGCCAGUGAUGCCCCGCCGCCGUCUCGCCAGCUUCGGCGGCAUGGGCUCCAGCAGCUCGCUGUCCUCUUACUCUGGCUCCAUGGCCCCGAGCCAGAUCUCUCCCACCUCCCAUCACCCUCUCCCCAUCAACGGUCACCUCCCCAAUGGAGAGUACAACCUCUUCUACCCGCCAUCCAUGGGCAGCUCCAUCCGCCACAGCCCCAUGAGCUCCGGCAUGGCCACGCCUGUCACAAACGUCAGCCCGUUGCACCUCCAACAAAUCCGGGAGCAGAUGGUCGUGGCCCUCAAGAAGCUGAAAGAGCUUGAGGGGCAGGUGAAAACCAUUCCUAUCUUACAGGUUAAGAUUGCUGUUCUUCAGGAAGAAAAAAGACAAUUGGCUGCUCAGUCCAAAAAUCAAGGUCCUGGUGGCUUUCGCAAGCGCUCCUACAGUGUAGGCAGCGCCGACCAAAUGGAGAACCCGGGCCCCAUCCCAAAGGAAACGGAGCUGCACAUCAUGGAGCCCGAAGUCCAGGAACAGAACGCUCAGCGGCAGGAGGAGUUCAGACGUCUGGCCGCUGAGGUCCAAGCUCUGGAGCAGACGACCCUGGACAAUAAUGUGACUGAAACUCGGCCUCAGAAGCAAAACCAGGCCCACCAAAAGUCCAUUGGCAUAGUUACCGAUGAAAACAUGAACAGCCUUCCUGUCAAUCAGAGGACGAAUGGACAUUGUUUCCGGGAUGCUGGAGUAUCGACGGAGCUGCAGGAAAUGCGCAGCGCGGCGGUUGGCGUGACCGAGGCCAUGCUGGGCAUGACCAGUGAAGCCGAGAGGGAGAUCGAGCUCCAGCAGCAGACCAUCGAGGCACUGAAGGAGAAGAUCUACCGCUUGGAGGUGCAGCUGAAAGAAAGCACGCACCAAAUAGAGAUGGGAAAGCUUAAGCUGGAGCUCCAAGUGGCCGGUGGGUCGAACAAGAAAAAAGUGGACAAAGGUCUGAUGGCGAGGCCUGAGAUGUACAACGCCUGCGUGGAGGCCAAAGUCCAGAUGCGCAGCGUGGGAGUGGGUGAGAAUCUGGAAUCCGGCCAUGCAAACGCAGCUAAAACUCUACAAAGCCAUACUGUCGGAGUGUCCUGUCAACCCAGCGUGCAGAGUGUCGCCACAGGCCCAGAGGUCCCGAUGGACCGGUGGGUGGUGCAUGAGCGCCGGGAGGUAAACGACCAGUGUGUAGGGAGACGGGUGGAGACGUGCGACCAGCUGGUGGGCACGGAGCUGAAUGCUUGCCAGGUUGGAGUUAACACGGAGGAAUCGGUAGACAGCCUGGCUCUCUGCAAGCCCAUGACGGAGCUGAGCAAACAGUCGAGAUCAGUCGGCUGCGGAGAUUGUUCAGUGGAUGUGAUCGUCGGUCCCGUCAAGACACUGCUGUCGCAAGGAACUGACCCGGAUUACGUCAGCAAAGUCGACUCCGGUGUCAUGGCUGCUCCCGAGUCGGCAACUCGGCAGACCAAUACCGAGACGGAAGUAGCGAGCAAAUCCACCAACACGAGGACGUCCGUGCUGACCGACUCUUUCACUGAUAUGGGGCUGAUCACUUGUGACAAACACACCAACACGCCCGUGAUCGAAACGAGGACGGUCGCUGCCGGGGAAGGACUCAUCAAAGACGUGCACUCGACGGCAAAGAUGCGUUCCAUCGCUGUUGGAACCACCACAGACAUGGAGUCAUUCCUUGGCAAAUCGAGCUCUACUAAAACCAAAGAAUGUGGGGUGGGACCAGUUAGCAUCCAGGAGAACUUCUUGGUUGGAUUAAAAACCAGGAACAUAGCGUGCGGCCCCUCCCAGCCAGCUGAAUGUGUCACAAGCAGCAGCAGAGAGGCCGAGGAGGCUGAGGCUGCACCACUGCAAGCUCAAGCCCAGGCGGCCGCCGGACUGGACCACUACAUCGAGAGGGUCCAGAAGCUGCUGCAGGAGCAACAAAUGCUGCUGGCGGAGAACUACAGCGAGCUCGCGGACGCUUUCGGUCAGCCCCAGUCCCAGUUCGGAUCCAUCAACAGUCAGCUGGUCAGCACGCUCUCGUCCAUGAACUCAGUCGUGAAGUACGGAAGCGCCGAGGACAUCCUGAAGCUGCAGUCGGACUCCGUGAACGCGGACGAAGAGAUCAGUCAGCAGCUUCGUACAGAGCGGUCACACAUGGAGACGACGUCAUGCGGCCUGACUCCCUCAGAUAAACAUGCCAACACACCUGCUCAGCAGCAGCAGAUCAGCGCGGCGGAGCAGAAGAGCCGCAUGGACCUGCAGAUGUCUACAGCUCUACACGGGCAGCCGUGCCGCCAGAGCACCCUGAAGUCCAUCAUGAAGAAGAAAGAUGGCCGACCCGACUCCAACGGCACCAAGAAGAACCUGCAGUUUGUCGGGGUGAACGGAGGGUAUGAGACGACGUCCAGUGACGACUCCAGCUCGGAGGACAGCAGCUCCUCGGGGUCGGACGAGGAGGAGGAUGAGGAUGAGGAUGAGGAGAAGGAGUUCGGUGGAAACGAGGAGGGAUAUAAGAAUGUGGAGGCAAAGAUCACCAGGGAGGAGUUUCAGCCCGAGGGAGCCAAGGAGGUGAAGGAGGAGGAGGAGGAAGAAGAGGAAGAAGAAGAGGGAAGUUCAGAGAAGCAGGAGAUGAGAGUGAGGUACGAGCUCAGUGAGAAGAUGCUGGCAGCGAGCAACGUUCUCAAAUCUCACCUCAGUGACCCCAAAGCUGUGAGCAGUAAAGAUCUGAGAGCCUGCAUCAACACGGUGCAGCACGAGUGGUUUCGCGUGUCCAGCCAGAAGGCGGCGGUGGCGGCCAUGUUGGAGGACUACCUGGGGGCCUUCGGGGCCGUCUCGCCGGCCGUGCUGCGCCACAUCGUCAACAUGGCCGACGGCAACGGCAACACGGCGCUGCACUACAGCGUGUCGCACUCCAACUUCCAGGUGGUGAAUAAGCUGCUGGAUGCAGAUGUCUGUAACGUGAACCAGCAGAACAAGGCCGGGUACACGCCCAUCAUGCUGGCCGCGCUGGCCGCAGUGGAGUCGCCCAAGGACAUGCGUAUUGUGGAGGAGCUCUUCAGCAAAGGAGACGUCAACGCUCGAGCCAGCCAGGCUGGUCAGACGGGUCUGAUGCUGGCGGUGAGUCACGGCCGGAUGGACAUGGUCCGGGCCCUGCUGGCUCACGGGGCCGACGUCAACGUCCAGGACGACGAGGGCUCCACGGCGCUGAUGUGCGCCAGCGAACACGGACACGUGGAGAUCGUCAAGCUGCUGCUGGCUCAACCCGGAUGUGACGCCACGCUGAGCGACAGCGAUGAGAGUAACGCUCUGUCCAUCGCUCUGGAAGCAGGACACAAAGACAUUGCCGUGUUGCUUUACGCACACGUCAACUUCUCCAAAGCCCAGUCGCCUGGGACACCUCGACUCGGCAGAAAGACGUCACCGAGUGUCACUCGGAGGAGCAUGUUUGAUUAGAGGCCCCGCCUCUCCCCACAAACCCUGCGCUGCUAUUGGUUCACGCUGAACGACGCCUUUCCCACAGCUGGAUGGGGGACUUCAUCCCACGCACCAGCCAACCAAUGAGAUUCCUGGAAUUAUUUUUUUAUAUAUAUAUCUAUGUGCACACUCACGAGCCCAAAGUGCCCUUUUGAGUAUGAAUGUAACCAGCUGGUGCCUCCAGUCCCGUCGGAUAACAAUCAGCAAACCGACACAAAUUACACGACUAAAUACAUUUUUUUUGUUUCUUUUUUUUUGUCCGUUUCUUUAAUUUUUCUAAUUUUCUUAUGCAAUUUGACAACUUUUUUAUUUUAAAUGUCUGAAGCUCAAUGUUGAUCAUUCAAGAGCACCAAAACAUUUGUGAUUAUUUUUUCUUUUCUUUUCGGUUCGCAUCAGAGUAGAGACAGAUGGAGAAUAACCCACCCGCAUGUUAGAGGAAGUACUUCCUGUAUAUAUCGCUCGCCUCGACAUCCCGGCCUCACACAUGUGCGCCCAGCUCUCUGCAGUACAUGUGCAACUCAUGUGGAUGAACGCACCGACGAAUAGACGCUACCUAGAACUGGAGAAAUUGUACUUUUAUACGAAUCCUUUGUAUCUAUUUAAAGAGAAGAAUCACAGUAUUUUGAAUAUUUCCUAUUACUACUUAACGACCCAUGAAGUUAUAUAUUUAUCAAAGUAUAGUUUUUAAUGCAGAUAUGUAUUUCUUUGUACAUACGGUGGUCAUUAGAGUUAAGUUUCUCUCUUUUUUGUGUGUCCAUUUCCUUCCCGUCUGUCUCUGGUGUGUAAUAUACGCUGUCUGUCCUCUAGUAUCACGGUACUGACUGUCAUCCUCCAAUGAGAAGUGAAGUGCCUGAGACUUCGCCAUAUAACAAUAAACACCAAUUAAAGAAUGCAGAUCAGUG